AUGCAACCGAAUUUGGUAAAUUGUCAAGGAGCUCCAGUCCCUGCAAAAGAUGAGAGAGGAGCAAUUCUUGAUGCUCUUAAUAAGAUUCGAGAAAAUGUAGCUAAAGGCAAUGCUGAAAAUUACAGAGGUAAAUUGCCACCAGCAUCGAAUAUGUAUGAGCUUAGUUAUAAUUGUGAUAUGGAAAAAGAACUAAAACAAGAAGUUGAUAAAAUCCCUGGAGUGAUUACGUUGGAUAAGAAAUAUGCGCAGAAUUAUAUAAAGUGA
This is a messenger RNA of Strongylus vulgaris, 264 nucleotides long. The record is from the annotation of a GenBank genome assembly. NCBI's taxonomy places the organism in Eukaryota, Metazoa, Nematoda, Chromadorea, Rhabditida, Strongylidae.